Molecule: messenger RNA, 3419 nt
Organism: Anastrepha ludens (Mexican fruit fly)
Lineage: Eukaryota; Metazoa; Arthropoda; Insecta; Diptera; Tephritidae
Gene: fusl
Exons: 5
Coding region: 1549-2793 (414 amino acids)
Biological process (GO): clustering of voltage-gated calcium channels; neuron-neuron synaptic transmission; neuromuscular synaptic transmission
Cellular component (GO): presynaptic membrane
Source: RefSeq, a predicted model, not a curated record
AAUUUUGAUAACGCAAAGCAAGACAGGCUUCGGAACAAUUGCUUGAAUUCAAAAUGUAAAAAUCGACGUUUGAUAUCAAAAAUCGAAUAAUGUAUUUACCAAAGAUAGAUCCAAUGUGCCAGUAUGUGCCAGUUUGCAACACUUUCGCUGGUCAUCACUAAUUACAUUACAGUGUGCAUAUUCAUAAAUGCAUACAUAUAUACAUAUGUAUAUACUUCUGGGCAUUUGCAUAUACAUACAUGUAAGAAUACGCAUGAUGGCGGCAAAUCACUAUCUAAUCCAUCCCACCCUUUGCAUACCCGCUCGAGUUGAGCUAAACAUAAAAAAAUACAGUGUGUCGUUGUGCCCAAACACUCGUCUGUGAAUUUUGUAUAGUUCUUUCAUCGAUAUAGGUACUAUAUAAUUCAUAUUUGCCGCCACUGUGACAUGUUAGAAAUGCGUUGGGUACGACCAAUUUGUUUGCUCAUAAUUCGUGGAUUGCAGAGAUCGUAUUUAAAUGAACUCACAUUGUGAAAAUUCUCCUCAGAUAAAUACUCAUAUAAUUCGCGCUUGGAAGAUUUUUGCGUACGCUGAGCUUGAAUUAUGAUUUUCGAAAAAGCGCACGAUUAGUUGACAGUUUCCUCUGUGACGAAUCAGUCGCGUGUUUACGCGAAAUCAAGGGAUAUUAACAAACUAAUGUUUAUCAGUUUAUAUCCUUCAAGUACUUGUAUAAUAAUCAAGCUUUCCUGAUCGUUGCAUCGAAUUAUUUGUAUUACCAGAUUACAACAAUAACAAACAGCGAGGUAAAGGCUGCAAACAUACUUCUACCCAAAAAUGUGCAUAAAACAAAUAGCAUGCGUGGAUGUGAAAAAGAUACGGAGUUAAAACGUACAUAUACGUAUAUAACUUUAUCAAAAGCAAUCGGAUUUUUCUCUUUAAAGAUUACUGUACAAAUUGUUGAAGAACUUUUAUUAAAGCAUUGUAAACUAAUAUGUAUGUACAUGCUAAAAACUUAUCUCUACGGAAUGGGAUAUAAAGCUGACAAAUAAUAAAUAAAUGUUGGUACAUACACAGUGAUUAUGUGUCUAGUAAUCAUUAGGCAUAAUAAAACAAUUGUUUAAGAAAGCUUUUGUGUUUCAAUAUAAAAAUACAAUCUCACCGAUGACAGCAAUACUUCUAACAAUGAGCUGAGACCAGUUCAUAUUUCGGAAUUUGAUCGGUAACACUGCAACUGCAACAUUUAGUGACCUGAAAGAAUUUUAAAGGCUGACCAAAAAAGAAGUUGCUGUGGGUUUUGAAUGUUGUUUUUGCUCCACGAAGUCAAAAAAUAUAUACAUAUGUUAUAUGCAUCCAUGCAUGCAUGAAAAUAAGACAAAUCAUUAAAAGAAAAACGUUUUAGUUGCAGUGUCGAAUGAUUAAACGUUUUUUUCAUUUUAUUAAAAUAUACAUAUGUAUAUAAAUACAUAUAUGCGUAAAAAUUAGAAAAACAGAUUUUGAAUAUUCAAAAUCAUAUAAGAAAAAAUUCGUAUAUAGAACAGCGCGUUUUUUGUGGGCUCCUACGCUUUUUUAAUGAUGUUAAGUGGCGAAUCGAAUGUACCGUCAUUUGGAAGCAAAAAGACGCUACAAAAAAAUAACAACCUUGAUUUAAAUCCAAACAAAAAAAUUAAAACCUUACAUGAGUUAUUUCUGGAAAUACUAGAUGCAGCGUUAUCAUGUGCUAUAGUGGCACCUUGCGUAAUCGCAUAUUGGCGCGGAACCUGGGAACUAAUGGGAGUCUUAUUGUUCCCACGAAGUAUGCCACUCUCCGCGUUAAUGUCUUUUUUAAUCGGCGGUUUUGGGCACUUUAUCUUCACAAUUACGCAAUCUUAUUUUCGAAGCUACAUCAACCCUGAUAAGCGCCGAUUAACCUAUUAUGUAAUAUCACGCAGUUACACAGCUAUAUUUGGCAUAGUAUGUGUGAAUAUGUGGCGAGGUUCUUGGAUACUUUGCGAUUGGCUCACCAGCGCAGACUCACUAAUAAUAAUUGCCGCUGUUACACUGAUAUGUAUGAUGUUUUUGGUUGCAACACGCACGGUUCGAAAUCUGAGUGCUGCCCCUUAUGCAGUUGCAAUGGAUCAUAAAAGUGACUAUUUCGAUGUCGACACCAUGUUUAAAAUACCGGGUUUCCAUCAGCCUGGUUUAUAUGUACUAGAUACUCUUUUCUCCGUUCUUGUAAUCGGGACAUUAGUUGUCAUAGUGUGGAGAGGAGUAUGGGGUAUAAUGGAUAUAACAUUUUACCCUUUCGACAGAAAAAAAUCAUCUUGGAGCUCAUUGAUUCUUGGCUACACAACUGUAUUCAUCACAUUUGUAAUUAAACCAAUUAUACGUUUCGUUUGCAAAAAAAUUGACGGUAUCUUAAAAUUGAUCAUUUGCGACAUGUUCUAUUUCUUAAUUUUUUUCGGGGCUGUAAAUGCGUGGCGAGGAAUUUGGAACCUUCUAGACAUAUACCUAUACCCAGAUAAUAAAAUACUAAGCUACUGGUUAACGCAUGUUAUACCAUUCCUCGUACUAGCUGCUCUAAAAUGUUCCAAUUCUGUAUUAGUUCGAGGCGUCUUCAUUGAUGCGGAAGGUACACCCGAUGAAUGUGUUGAAAUACCGAUUAAUUACGUAAAACUACAUUUUCAACGAGAACGCAAUAAGAAAUCCAUUUGUAUGUGCCAUCAGAAUAAAAUCGCUAAAAAAAUAGAUAAGGAUGCUCAAAUAAACUUAAUCGAGAAGUCUGAGAAAGUGGAUAUCAGGAUACAAACUGGCAGGGAAGCAACACGGAUUGUAUGAUUAAUAUGAAAACAUACAUAUGUAUGUGUAUGAUUUUAUUUUUGAUUUCAUACAUACAGACAUAAACAAGCCCUCUUCUAUAUGUACUAUUUGCCUGCGUCAGACAAUAAAAGUAAAGUAUUUAUAUUUGUAUGUAUUCGGCUUAAAUUAAAAUUUGUCAUAUAUAAUAUUAAAGUUUAACCAAAUGAAGUAAGAAUCCCUGCUGCAAUGAGAAAAAGUUGUUUUUUAUUUAUUUACUUAAUUUUAGAAACAAAUUCAUGUGCCAUGGUACAAGAAAAUAUGUAGUUUUCUUUCACAUUUUUUUAAUUAAAAAACAGAUUGUUGACAUUAGAUAUUUGCAGGAAAGGGUAAUUUCUAGUCAUGUAUUGGAGAUUAUUUUGAAAAUUGUGGGUUUCACACAUAUCAAUGAAAAUGCUUUGUUAUAAAAAUUAAUUGAAAUAUUGUUUCUAAAACCUUUAAGAAAAUAGCCGAAGAAAAAGAUAAGUUUAAGAAAUAAAAUACUAUUGGAAGCUUUCUGAGGUGUUAAUAUUUUAAGACUAAUUUCAAAAUUUUGUUAGUUAAAAGUUUAUUUAAUUUUUUUAAUUAAAAUCAACGUAUUUUUUCUUCAAAGAAUAAUAUCUUCUUUA